GAGGUGUAGGUGUCUUGGUGACCGAAUAUUUCAACAAAGAUACCUAUGCUUCCGCAGAAUCGUCAAAUCCCGAUAUUAUUCUCGCCCAUAAGGGAAAUCUUAUCGAAAAAAAUAUUGAAAAUUUAGAUGUUAAAGUUGCUGAGAGGUUGGAUAAUAGGCUUAGUAUGAUUGAAGAUACAGUAUGUAAUGAAGUGAGGGAAUUGAGGAAUGAAGUUAAGGAAGUGAGGGAAAAAUUUGAUAAAUCUGAGGAGACGUUUGAGAAUUCGCGUAGAAGGA
Molecule: messenger RNA, 276 nt
Organism: Paraglomus brasilianum
Lineage: Eukaryota; Fungi; Glomeromycota; Glomeromycetes; Paraglomerales; Paraglomeraceae
Source: the annotation of a GenBank genome assembly